Engraulis encrasicolus (European anchovy) is the source of this 5600-nucleotide messenger RNA. It is a transcript of the gene uacab, whose product is annotated as uveal autoantigen with coiled-coil domains and ankyrin repeats b. The transcript has 27 exons. The coding region runs from base 1313 to 5509 and encodes 1398 amino acids. Gene Ontology annotation, molecular function: protein binding. Lineage: Eukaryota; Metazoa; Chordata; Actinopteri; Clupeiformes; Engraulidae. The record is from RefSeq and is a predicted model, not a curated record.
UGACGUGAGCCGGGAGGUUGUUUCUCUUGCCUGGCCUUGUUUCGUGCGGGAUUGACACCCACCGCAAUUACUCAUGCACAUAGCAUGCUAUGGCUCGGGGGGUUAUUCUUAGUGCCUGUCUGCAAAUCAGUCAUGGGGGAAAGGUUGGAGGGUCAAAAAAUAAAGAGGUAACCAGUGAGAGGGGCUGUGUGUGUGUGCGUGUGUGUGUGCAGUGUUUACCGGAGAGGGGAGGUAUUUUAAAACCCAGGAGAGCUCACAUAUUUACCGGGAGGGGGUCGGCCGAAUUUGCCAUUUGGCCGUCGGGAGAAGCACAGGACAGAAGCCGGCACUUCUGCAGGUCUUCCUCUCUCUAUAGAGAGAGAGGGAGCAAGAUAGGGAGAGUGUGUGUGUGUGCAUAUUUUGACUGACACUUGGUCGUGUGACCGUGUUCUUGUAAGAGUGUGUGUAUGUAGGUGACUGCGCGCACACACAUGCAUACGACAAAGCCUUUGAAGAGGCCAGCACAUGCACACAGGCAGCUCAGCUUAGCCCAGCUCAGUUGACUGAGGGACUGAGCCAGGAGUGGAUAGACUAGAGGCAGAGGGGAGAGAAGCAGAAGCACCAGCAGCAGCAGGAGGAGGAGGAGGAGGAGCAGGAUCAGGGGGGCUGUCCCGGGGCUGGCCCCCCGUCUACUACACUCACCCAUCCGCCCGCCCGCCUCCCUGCCUGCCCGCCCGCCCGCCCAACUGCCAGACCGCCUGCUUCUGUGUUUGUGCACCAGUGCAUUCGUCUGUGAGUGUGUGUGAGGGUGUGUGAGCAAAGCCGAGAAGUACAGUACAGUGCAGUCCAGCGCAGCGCAACACAGUGCAGGGAUGAGGGAACAGAGAUUGGAGCUCCACAUAGACUGGGAAGCAGUAGUGGGAAAACUCUGCCCCGGUUACUACUGCUGCUGCUACUGCACGUCCCUGGUCUGAAGCGAGGCGCUGGCUGUCUAUGCUACCACAGGAAUCAACAGAAGGACAACACUGACUUUUUAUUUUUUUACUUCUCCAGCAACUCAAAAGAAGAACUGUCAGCAACACGCCACUGGCUGUGGCUGUGUGAAGCUUUUUUUAGAGUUUUUGUUUUCAUCUGCUUUCUAAGAAGAGAAUCCCGAGUCCCCCCCCCCCUCAACUCGCUGGCUGAGUGACUUUCUGUGUGCAGAAAGGACAGAGGGGGGGUAUAACUACUACUACUUCUCGAUCGCUUCUUCUUUAAAAAGAAAGGAACUUCAGCAAAGUUGGCGGGCUCUCCUUCCCUCAGGACCAGCAGCACGGCCAGUGCCACUGCCACCAUGAGCCGAUGGCUGAAGUGCACCUCCACAUACUUUAACACAGACUGGAACAAGUAUGACGACCGGCUGAUGAAGGCGGUGGAGCGCGGCGAGGUGGACAAGGUGGCUGGCGUGCUGAGCAAGAAAGGAAUCAUCCCCACCAAGCUGGACGUGGAGGGGAGAUCUGCCUUCCACCUCGCCGCGACAAGAGGACACUUGGAUUGUUUAAGCCUCAUCUUGGCCCACAGUGUGGACGUGACGGCCAGCGAUGCCACCGGGAAAAAUGCCCUACAUUUGGCGGCGAGGAACGGGCAGUCGCUAUGUGUGCAGAAGCUAUUACAGCAUAACUGCCCCGUGGGGAACGUGGACCUGCAGGGGCGGUCUGCCUUACACGACGCAGUGAUGGCGGGCUGUGCCUCCAGUGUUAAAUUGCUCUGCGACAGUGGGGCGUCCGUGAACGCCAGUGAUUUUGAUGGGCGGACUCCUCUGGUGCUGGCCACCCAGAUGUGCCACCCCAGGAUCUGUCAGCUGCUGCUGGAGCGAGGAGCCGACAUCACCGUCCGCGACAAACAGAACAAGACGGCGCUUAUCCUGGGUUGUGAGUACGCGUGUAAGGAUGCGGUGGAGGUGCUGCUGCGGAGCGGCGCGGAGGUGACGGCGCAGGACGGCUUCGGCCACGACUGCUACCACUACGCCCGCCUCAGCAAGAACGCAGAGCUGGUCACUCUGGUCAAGGGCUACCUGGAUAAUGCCAACAAAGCAAAAGACACUCUCAGGAUGGAGAUGAAGAAGAGACAGCAAUCGGUGGAGAAGAAUGUCGAGUCAGCAACAAAUGCAAACAAGGAUCAGGUGAUACAUGAGCUGGAGAGACAGAAUGAGAGUCAGCAGGAGUCUCUGAGGAAGUUCCACCAGGAGCAGAGAGCCCUCAUGGACAAGGUUAACAUGCUGCAGCAACAACUCAGCCAGAAGUCUGCCCUGGAGGACGUCCACAUGGAGAGGGAGCAGCUGAAGCGCAUGCUGUCAGCCAAGGAGCGCGAGGACGGAGGAGGAGCGCGGCCUGCCGAGACCGUCAAGGUGCAGAUGAAGAGCCAUGUGGGGGAUUACUCUGGACAAUCUGUUAUCAAAGGACGGGAGAACAUUCUCGUGAGGCAAUCCCACAGUCUGGAUUCCGCUCAGGUCCUACAGUCGGCUGCGCCCUGCCGCUCCGUGACUCGACCGCUGGAGCUGACGCGCGUGCCGUCGGUGACGGGAGAGCCGGAGAGCCUGCGGCGGGAGCUGGAGUCCCUGCGCAGGAAGCAGGAAGUGUCGGAACAGGAAGUGGUCCAGCUGCAGGCGGCGCUGAGCCACAAGAGCCAGGAGUGCGAGGAGCUGGCGCAGAGCCGCGACGCCACCAAGCGCGAGGCAGACCAGCAGGUGCGGCAGCUGGAGGAGGCCCUGGGGGACGUGCAGAAGAGGAUGCUCGACUCCGAAGCCAAGGUGAAACAGCUACAGGCCCACGUGGUGGCGGUUAAGGAACACCUUAGCAACCAGCUGGUGGACGACCUGAAGGCUCAGCUUGGAGACCUCAAGGCCAAGUACGAGGGCGCGUCGGCAGAGGUGGGGCGUGUGCGUAACCACCUGAAGCAGAGCGAGAAGGCCCUGGAGGAGUACAAGAAGAGCGAGGGCCAGCUGGCUGUGGAGGCCGACAGGCUGACGCAGGAGCUCAACAUCCUCAAGGACGAGAGGGAGGACAUGGCCGACACCCUGCUGGACAUGGAGGCCCACGUCAAGGAGGUGGAGGUGCGGCUGGCUGCCAUGGUGCCCGCUGAGAAGUUCGACAACAUGAAGAACCUGCUGACCAAUGCCGUGGACGAGAAGGAGAAACAGCUGGCUGAGCUCAGGGAGGACUACGACCGCGUCCUCGAGGAGGUGGCUGAGCUCCACAGGGAGAUGGACAACCGCAGCGGGCCUGAUGCCAUCAACGUCCCCCUGCAGGAGCACGAGAGGGUGCGGGCCGCCCUCGAGGAGCAGAGCGCCAGCCUCAAGAGGAAGCUGGCCGACGUCACCUCCAAGAGCCAGGCGCUCAUACAGGAGGUGGAGGAGAGCGAGGAGGAGCGCGAGGUGCUGAGGGAGCAGCUGGAGGACCUGCGGGACCAGCUCCAGAGCGAGUACGUGCCCCUGAGCGCCCACGAGGAGGCGCAGGGUGCGCUGGAGCAGGCCGUGGAGGGCCUGAACGCCCGGCUGGCGGAGGCCGAGGAGAGCAGGAGCGCGGUGGAGGAGGAGCUGAGCAGGCUGCGGCAGGAGAAGCUCUCGCUGUGUGAGAACCUCACGCACCUCACCAGCACCCACGUCUCCAGCCAGAGGUUCGAGUCCGAGGUCGGAGAGCUGACCACGCACAAGGCGGCGCUGGAGAAGGAGCUGGAGGAGGUCAGGCAGAGGUACGAGGAGCAAGGGAAGGAGCUGAGGGAAGUCGUGGCUGAGAAGGAGGCGCUGGAGAGGAGGUUGACGGAGAAGGAGACCGAGAAGGAGGACUAUGAGGGACUGAAGGCAGAGCUGGAGGAGUCCAGGAGCCGGAUCUCCACAUUGGAGAAGGACGGCAAGGAGAAAGAGGAGGAGUUGCGGAAGGUGAAAGAGGGAAGCGACAAGUUGAAGGAGGAGCUGGAGAAAGUGCAGACGGCGUUGUCCGCGGACUACACCCCGCUCGGCGAGCACGAGGCGGCCGUCGGGACGCUGAACAGCGCCCUGGCCGCGGCCGAGGAGAAGGCGGCGGAGGCCCUCGCCAAGCAGCAGGCCGCCCAGGAGGAGAACGCCAAGCUGCACCGCGAGAUCCAGGAGCAGAAGACGGAGCUGGACACCAUCCACGAGGCCAUCCAUGUCAAGUUUGUGCCUCUGGCCGCGGUGCAGGAGAAGGAGAGCGGCUUCCAGGCCGCGCUGAAGGACUUGAACGAGCGGCUGACGGACGUGCAAGACAAGUACGAGAAGGAGAAGACGGAGAACGAGCGCAGGAGGUGCGAGACGGAGAGGCUGGAGGCCGAGCUCCAGGAGGCCCUGCAGAAGCUGGCGGCCGACCUGGACGAAGCCGACAGCAACGUGCUGGGAGGAGAGGAGGAGGUGAAAGAGGAGGAGAAGCAAGUGGAGGUCGGGGGGUCUCGAGAGGAGCUGAGCAUGAAGCUGGUGGAUCUGGAGCAGCAGUACAAGGAGGUGACGGUGCAGAGGGCAGAGCUGGAGGAGCAGAACGCCUUGUGUUCCACAGAGAUCCAGGCGCUGCAGCGUCGUCUGGAGGUGGAGUAUGUGCGUCUGGAGCGCUUCGAGGCCAUGCAGCAGGCGCUGACGGAGAGCCUUCAGCAGGCCCAGGAGCAGUGCAUGCAGGCCCAGGCCGCCCAGAAACAGGAGGCCGAGCGCGUGCGACAGCUUGAGAAAGAGCUGCAGAGCAGAGACGCUGAGGCUGAGACCACAUCGGCAGCAGCGGCCACGGCGGAGCAACAGGAGGCGCGCGGGACACUGGAGAAGGAGGUGAGCCAGCUGCGGCUGGCCUUACGCGAGGAGGAGGAGAGUAGUGCCCAGCGCGCCGAGGACGUGGCCGCCCUCCAGACGGAGCUGCUGCGCGCCACCCAGGCCCUGGAGGAGCUGAGGGGCCGCGAGGAGGAGGAGGUGGGCGGCCUCCGCAUGGAGAAACAGAGGCUGGAGGAGGAGGUGCUGGAGCUGGGCGAGCGUCUGUCGGGGCUGGCGGAGCAGUAUGAGGACCUGUACGCGGAGACGGCACAGCGGCGGGACGGCGAGGCCCAGGCCCGGGCCGAGGCCGACACGCUGCAGGCCAAGAGCCAGGCCAUCGAGGGCGAGAUCCGCGAGCUCAAGGGACGCUACGACGACUCGCUGCACACCAUCGGGGAGCUGCAGAAGAGGAUCCAGAGCUCCUCCGACCAGACAGAGGCCAAGGACAAGAGGAUCUCGGAGCUGCUGGCGGACGUGGAGAGGCUGAAGCAGGCGUUGAAUGGCCUGUCCCAGCUGGCCUACGCUGGCAGCGCGCCCAACAAGAGGCUCCAGACCCAGCACAUCGACACUCUCCAGGCCCAAGUCAAAGGCCUGCAGCAACAGCUGGCUGAUGCUGAAAGGCAGCACAGGGAGGUGGUCUCCAUUUACCGAACUCAUCUUCUCAGCGCCGCUCAGGGCCAUAUGGAUGAAGACGUCCAAGCAGCCCUUCUACAGAUCAUCCGCAUGAGGCAGGAAUUUGUUUGCUAGAGAGGGGGAAGAGGAGGAGAGGAGAGGAGAGGAAGAGGAAGAGGAAGAGGAGACGGGUAGAAGAGCCCAGCCCAUCUCAUCAUAGCUCAGC